Messenger RNA from Eleginops maclovinus (Patagonian blennie), 6246 nucleotides. RefSeq names its product Rho GTPase activating protein 4b (gene arhgap4b). NCBI's taxonomy places the organism in Eukaryota, Metazoa, Chordata, Actinopteri, Perciformes, Eleginopidae. Gene Ontology annotation, cellular component: cytoplasm. Gene Ontology annotation, biological process: negative regulation of cell migration; signal transduction. Gene Ontology annotation, molecular function: protein binding. Bases 444 to 3272 code for a protein of 942 amino acids. The record is from RefSeq and is a predicted model, not a curated record. The transcript has 24 exons.
GGAGGGUUCAGAGCUGAGAGAAAUCUGUCAGAUUCAAACACACUCCUCUCUCUGUAUGUGUUUGUGUGUGACACAGAGAACGAGGGAUGAUGAGAGGAGAGGAGGAGAGCGGAGGAAGAGAUAGAGAAGGACAGAGGAACAGCACAAAGUGAGGCCACUUCAUCUAUGGAUCAGUACUCGCAUCUGAAACCGAAGGGAUUCCAUGAACACAUCGACCGGACUGACAUCCCCGCAGAGAGCAGCCGAUCAUCACUGAUGCCGAUGCCCAGCACGAAGCUGUAGAGCAGAAAGGCCAAGGGGUCAGGGAGGAAAGGUCAAGGACUAAAGACCCGGAUUAGGCACUGAGGUUGAAAGGUUCCAGGAAAGAAUACUUAAAGGCUACAAGAACCACCAGGGGUCAGGAAGGACAGUCCCAUUGACGGAUAAGAAUCAAGGAGUCAAAGAUGAUGACAGCACAUGCAAAGCUGAGGAGGGAGAAGGGAAGUCUGGCCGAGUAUGAUUCGCAGAUGAAAGAUCUGCGGACUCAGCUGACAGACCAGAUCAAGAUUUUAGACUCUCAGGUGGAGGUCAAACAGCAGCAGCUCUCAGACCUCUCCGAGUUUCUGCGACGCCGAGGUGACAUCGAGACUGAAUAUGCUCGCGCCCUCGACAAACUCACUGAGCGAUUCACACACAAGACUAAGAAGAAGGAGCAGUGGGGUCAAUCUGUAUGUCAGGUCUGGUCUGUUCUGCUGACUCAGACUCGGUUGGAGAGCCGGGAACAUGCAGCGCUGGGUGACACCUGCUGCAACACACUCACACAGAGACUGGCACACAGUACGGAGGACACACACCGCCUGCACAAACGGAGUAAAGAAGUUGGUAUCCAGAUGCAGGAUGAGUUGCUGAAGGUCACCACUGAAAUGCAGACGGCUCUGAAGACGUAUAACCAGUACCACACAGACUGCCUGAUAGCCGAGGGGAAAUUGAAGGAGGCUGAGCGGUUGGAGGAGAGACACACUGGCAAAUCAGCUGAGCUCGGACUCAGCCAAUCAGGAGGCCAGAGGCGGAGCUCUGUCAAGAAAAUGGAGAGAUUAAUGGAGAAAAGGCAUGGCAGAGUACAGGAGAACCAGCUGAAGUGUACCAAGGCUCGUAAUGACUACCUGCUGAAUCUGGCAGCGUCCAAUGCAGCCAUGAACAAGUACUACUUGCAGGACAUCAGCACUCUCAUCGACUGCUGUGAUCUGGGUUUCCACCUGUCCGUGGAGAGGGUGAUGAAGUGCUACCUGGCCAGUAGGUGGCGCAUCGAGAAGACGGAGGAGACGGGCCUGAAGCAGCUGGAGGCUGCUGUGACGGCCCUAGACCAGGGUGGGGACAGAGAUGCGUUGUUACAGCAACACGACACCACCUUCUGCCUUCCAUUUAAAUUCAACUACCAUCCACAUGAGGGAGACCAGGUGUGUGAGGUCAGUGCGGAGAGCCAGGUGAGGUACGAGCUGGAGACCAGGUUCCAGCAGCUUCAAUCUCGACUCGCUGCUGUUACCUUGGAAACAGAGGAGGUCAGCAAAACGCUCAAAGCCACCCUCACAGCCCUACUGGACAACAUGUGUGACAGUGACUGUAACCCCUCCCCCGACGUGCUCAGCAGCCUAUCACAUGAGCCCCCUGGAGGAAACACCGCCCAAAAACUGACCCUUGCCAAGCGUCGAGCCAAUCAGCAGGAGACAGAGACCUACUAUUUUACAAAAGUGAAGGACUUCCUGAUCAGCAGUUCUCUGUCCUUCAAACUUCAAGCCAAACAUGACCUUCUGCAAGAUGCCAUACAGAAAGCGGAGGCUGUUGACAGUGACCCUUCCAGAACACAAUGUGCUCGGUCUGUGCGUGUUCGGAAGUCCAGGCCUGUUUCCCAAUUCUGCCACACACUCUUCACCACAGACAUAGUCUCCUACAUACAGAGCUCGGGGCAGCAGAUCCCUGUGGUGGUUGAGAGCUGUAUUCGUUUCAUAAACCUUCACGGCCUCCACCAUGAAGGGAUAUUCAGAGUUCCUGGGUCACAGAGGGAGGUGAACCACAUCAGAGAUGCAUUUGAAAGAGGAGAGGAUCCUCUGUCGGACAGUGAGUGUGACCUGGACUCAGUUGCCGGUGUGUUGAAGCUUUACUUCAGAAAUCUUGAGCCUCCUCUCUUCCCAUACGACAGCUACCCUCAGCUGCUGGAGUGUGUCCAAAUCGAGGGGGCAACUGAGAGAGCGGCCCAGAUUAAAGCGAUUGUCUCCACUUUCCAGCGGCCUCUCCUCAUCGUGAUGCGCUACCUUUUCGCUUUCCUCAAUCAUGUGUCUCAGUACAGCGAUGAGAACAUGAUGCAGCCCUACAACCUGGCCGUGUGCUUCGGGCCGAGCCUGCUGAGGGGAUUGGAUUCUGAUGACGCUGUUGCUAGGCAGCCGCAGAUCAAUGAUCUCGUCAAAACCAUGAUCCUCGAACAUGACAUCAUUUACCCUGGCCAAUCAGAACUGCCAGGGCCCGUCUACGAGAAGCACAUGACUCUGGAGCAGGAGUACUGCGAACCAAUCACAGAAGAGGGAGACGGGGAGACCGAGCAUCUGCCAAGUGAAGAAGAAUGGGAGGCGUUGGCGAUGUUUGACUACGCAGCCAGAUCUCCGGCAGAGCUGUCCUUCAAGCAGGGAGAGUUGAUCAUCCUGCACAGCAAGGCCUCCUGUGAUUGGUGGAGAGGCGAAGUGGGAGGGGUUAAGGGUCUCAUCCCUCACAAGUACAUCAGCGUGUUGGAUGGGUUAGAGCGAGGGAAAAGAGAGGAGGGGGGAGGAGGGGGAGGCAGCACUGGAAACCUGACAGCAGAAGAUCUACAGACGGAGAACACAACUCGGAUGCGGGUUAACAGCGACAGUGCUUCGUUGCCCGGGAGACAGAGAGGAAGUGAGGGUAGCCCUAAUCGAAAGCAGCCAACCUCUCCCGCCACACGACACCUGCCAGUGUCUCAGGAGCGCAGACACACUUUGGACACUGUGAGACAGGGCGGCUUCAGACCACCAGACAGACCUCCAUUUGUUCAGGCUGACAGAACACCGGUGGAUAAGGAUAUGAUCAGCCGUCAGAUGAACUCGGUGUUCAAGGAGCUCUUGUCUCGCCAGCCAACCCUGCCACCCUCCACCCUCGCACCCCCUGCUCCCUCAUCCUCCACCACCUCGUCCUCUUCCUCCUCUGUUCCUCAAGCUGCCCCCACUGCCAAAAAAGUUGGAUUUGGCCUCAGAGGAAGGGCCCUUUUCAGACCGGUGGACUAAAAGAGAGGAGAGGAUGAGUGGAAUUGUUGAUUUGUUGUUUAUCGAUGAUGAUUAUGCUGAUGCCGACCAUACAUUAGGUGAAGAUAUUGAUUUAUUUUUUUGACACGUGUAUAAUAUUUGCCAUCUCAUAGUGCCACUAGUCUCGGUGCCGUGUAACUGUACGUCCCGUGUGUCUGUUUUAAAGCUGGUUUUGGUAAUAUAAUUUUUUUCGGGUCUGUUUGAGUUCCCCAGGCUUUUAUACCUAUUGGGGAAUCAGGGAUGUGACAUCACCAGACUGACUUUUGAGAGUGAUUAACAUGAUACUUUAAAAAAUAUAUUUAAGCUGCCCCCUAGUGGCGGCUUUGAUGUUUGCUUCAUUUAAAAAAAAGAAAACUGAUCCGGGGCCGGAGUGCCUUCAAAUCUUUUACUCUAUUUAUUUCACUUGAAAAGAACCUCAAGGUGUUCAAUAUUAAAUGAGACGUUAUGAAAUAAAAUCAAGCACAUGUUACAAUAUGGACAGUUUUGUGAAUAACUUGAAGAAAUAGUUUAAACUCAACUGCUUAUUUUGAGGUGUUUUUCAUCAUUCAUUUGUAUAAUAACAUAACUUAAUUUGAGAUUAUCCAUUAAAGUUAUGUUUAUUUUUAAAUGUCCAACAGUCUAGUUUUAUUUUUCCAAAUGACACUUUGAUUUUGUGUCAAGUUUAAUUCAUGACAUUUUUUUGUAUUUUAUUUAUAUCACUUCUCAUGAUAGGAGUGUAUUCAUCACCCUCCCACUUUUCAACCAAUUGCUGCCCCCUGCCUUUUAAAGAUCCCAUAAUGUAAAAAAUGUGGGUUUUCAUGCUUUUUAUGAUUUUCUAAUAGGUCAGGUGCCAUAUAAAUACUGUGAAGAGUCAACCCAUGGAGGAAUGCACAGCCCGCUUUUAAAAACUGUGCCUUUAAAUGAGCCAUCAGCACUUCUGUCAGGUUGUGAUGUCACAACUAUACACAUGAAAAGGUAGAUAAUGUCAAUAUAGUGGUGUAACUGUCAUUCCCUGGCUGCAAUUACAAUACAGAGACACAGAAAGCUCGAAAACACUGACAAAUCAGAGUAGGCUGGGCCUUUUUUGGGAGAGGGCCUUAAAGAGGGAAAAAUCAAGCGUUUUAGGAAAUACAAAUAUAUAUUUUUUUACAUUGUAGAUUGUGAACAUGUUGAACAAAUCCAAAAUACAAGUAUCAACCUGAAAAUAGGGAUUAUAGUUCUCCUUUAAGAUAGCUAACUUGACAACACCACAUUUGAGCAGCUAGCAACCUGCUAGCUGCUCAAACACAAUGCCAAUUUAACUCUAAAACUGUAAAAAUAAAAAAUAGAGGCCCCUGCUUCAAAAUAGAGGCCCCUGCUUCAAAAUAGAGGCCCCUGUUUAAAUAGAUAGAGUAAACAGACAGUCCUUUUGAAAGCUUAUAAGACUUUACUUAAUGCUAUCUCCUAGCCAGCUGACUAGCUAGUGUAGCGUGCAAACAUCCUCAUCUAUAGGAGAGACACCGUUGAAAAGUCAAAUGAAAUAAAUAGUGACAUUACUGAAAUGACAGAUGCACAGAGCAGUAUUAGGGCCAGGCAUAGGGGCAACAUCAAGAGGGUGUAGACUAUUUUUAAAUUUUUGUUUAGAGGAAAUUGUCAAAAUGUUAAGAGUGAUGUCAUGGUAAGGUAUAUUUUCUAACCAUAAUGAAGUUCCAAGUUUAUUUUCAACAUGUCAACAUCAUUCUUUUGAUUUUUGCAUUAUUUAAAAAUGUUUUACAUUACUCUUAAUAUUUUAACAUUACUAUUAACUUUUUUAUGAAAUGGUAUUCUGACUUUAUUCUGGGAUGGUAUUUUAGCUUUUUUCGACCCAUUUGAACUUUUUCCCAGACAUUUCAACUUUAUUCUCAACGUUCAACUUUUUCUUGAUAUCUUGCCAUUAUCCUGAACAAUUUUGACAUAAUUCUAACAUUUUAACAUUAUUCCUAAAAUAUAUUUUUAACUUUAAUCUCCCCAUUCCCUUACGCCUGGCCAUAAAACUCUACCGCAUCACUGAUGAAGAAAUACCACGUUAUUAUAAUGAAACAAGUUUUAUGAAUUUAUCAAUCAUUAUUUCCCAAAUGAUUGUUUUAUUGAUAAUUGUUAGAGACAUUUUUCUUGUGUGAAUGUUUUAUUUCAUCAUUAUUUAUCUAUUUAUUCAUUUAAUAUUGAACAUUUUGGGGCCCCAAAGAUGUUGGAAAGAAUUUAGACGGUAUGGUCCGUCAUACUUUAGAGCAGCAUGCAGCGUAAGCACACACACACACACACACACACACACACACACACACACACACACACACACACACACACACACACACACACACACACACACACACACACACACACACACACACACACACACACACACACACACACACACAUUCCCCUUCAUAUGUGAUAAAUGGCCUGAAAGGCAGGCUAAAACUCAGGGCUUCUGCAGAGUUAGAGCCAAGCUAACUCAGGUUUGGCUUCAAUGGAAUAAGUUAGAAUUUUUCACCCAGGGCUGUGGUUGUCUUGCUAUUCAACUGGAAACUGUGCCCUAGCCUCAAGAGCCAAAAUGGUCCCAAUAUCGGAGUGACUUCCUCUGGUUUAAACUGUGAAUGCAAUGGCUACAUUUUGGAGCCACAAUCGAACUCUAUCUCUCAUUCAUCCACACGUUGGCCCCCCUUUGACUAUCCAACACCAUCUAUAGGUCGUCUAUAGGUUUUAGGUUUUUAAAGUGCAAGCAUAAAAUGACUCCAAAAGCAUUUGAAAUGUUCUUACGUCAUGGCAUCUCCCCUCUGUUGUGUUUCAGUAUUGGAAACAUAAAAGGAGAAUCCUUUUAGGAUUGAUUCUGCCUCUAUGAUUAAAACAACCUGUUAUUCUGGAUCACUGUUUGAUGAUGUCACAAAAUGUAUUGUGUCCAAAUGUAUAUGUGGUAUUAAAAAAAAAUAACCCAAUAAAGUGAUGAAUGAUUAUGAAUGAA